AUUCAAUCAACCCAUCCUCUCCCCUUCUCAAUAUCUCAAGGGUGAGGUCAACUUCUAAUUCCAUAUUGACAGCUUUCCCAUACAAUACUUCUACCACAAGAUCCCGCCCACCAUCCUUCUCCUAUCUCGAAUACCUGAUUCUCGCCAUCCAAAUUCGGCAGCAUGUCAGACUCCAACCCUGAUUCUCGGCCGGCCACGCCACUUCCAGAAGCUGGCCACGAUUCUGGAGACCCAAAUAGACCUAUGUCAGAGGAACGCGACACUCCUCCUCCCCCUGCUGCGAACCCUGAUUUAGACAUGGACAACGAGGAGAACCAAGAGGAGACCAAGGAGGACAACGACCAAUCCGACAACGAAUCCGAGCUGUCUGAAGUCGACGAGGGUGAAUUCGCAGACUUCGAUCCCACAACCGUCGCUUUAGAGGAUAGGCCCUUGGUCGACAUAGAUGAGGAUAUUGCACGAACUCUCAAGGCGGGCAAGAGGAAGCGCGCUGCUGACGGCGAGGGAAAGAAGAAGGAAGGCAAACGGGAGAAGAAGAAGCGCCUCAGAGAUGAGGACGAGGCUCCGGAUGGAGAAGAGAUAGAGGGGAAGAGGGUCAGAAAACAGAAGAGUGCCAGAAGUGAAGGCGACAGGAAGGAACGGGAACGCGCAAAGGAAAGGAAGCCAUCACCAGAAAAUGAGGAGAAUUUGACGCCGGAGGAGAGAAGGCGGAGGGCUUUGGAUAAGGCGAUGGAUGCAGCCUUGAAGAAUCCUAACAAGAGAAGACGGAAGAAGGAUGAAGUGGAUCUCGAAGAGGCUUUCGACGAUGAGAUCGCAGCUCUCAAGAUCCGAAUGGAACAAGCUUGUGAGGCGGACAAUUCUGCCAGAGAGAAGGGCCAACCGGCAAUCCACAAGCUCAAGAUGCUUCCCGAAGUCGUGGCUCUGCUUAAUCGAAACACAGUCCAACACUCCAUCGUUGAUCCCGACACCAACUUCCUUCAGUCUGUCAAAUUCUUCCUCGAGCCAUUGAACGAUGGAAGUCUUCCUGCCUAUAAUAUCCAGCGGGAUCUAUUCACCGCUCUUACACGUUUACCAAUUGAGAAGGAGGCUUUACUCAGCAGUGGUAUUGGCAAAGUUGUGCUAUAUUACACCAAGAGCCAGAAGCCAGAGAUCGGCAUCAAGAGAAUUGCUGAGCGGCUGUUGGGAGAAUGGUCAAGACCAAUCUUGAAACGGAGUGAUGACUACAAGAAGCGCAAGGUUAUAACGAAGGAGUACGAUCAUCAAGCCGCGCAACUCGCGCUUCGCCCCUCCGGUACCCAGUCGUCGCAGGUUCCGUCCUCCCAGCGUAGCGGCCUGUCACAGCGGGAUAUUGAAAGAGAGCGCCUUCUUGCCCAGCCUAUCAGGAGCAACCGGGCUAGAAUGGAGUCUUCCAAUGCCAGUUACACCAUUGCUCCAAAGAGUACGUUCGAUGCUAGUAAAGGCAUCGAUCCUGCUGCGAGACCAAUUGGUGCGGGCGGUAUCGAGGCGUUUAGGAAGAUGACAGCGAAGCAAGGGAAGAAGAGAUCGUGAUCAGGUUAGAUUUCAGAACGGUGGUAGUGUAUUGGGCGAAACUAUUCUGGAGCACUGAGUGGCGAAUCAUGGGUGAUUAUCAGUGCCACUGGUUUGGCAGGGAACUUCAUUGGCGCCACAUUGCAAACUUGUUCGGAGGCUGGAAAGGAAGGCAUAAUACGCAGCAGGAGUUAAACUAGACUGCACGAGACCAGAGGGUCAGGUUUGAUAAAUAAAUAUUGCGAUUGCAAUUGCUCGUGGUCAAAUACCAAGGCCCUCGACUCAUAGCUAAGGUUGAUAAUACACCCGUCUAUUGGCAAGCGCCAGAUUUUCCUAG
This is a messenger RNA of Amorphotheca resinae ATCC 22711, 1864 nucleotides long. RefSeq lists its product as hypothetical. The transcript is spliced from 3 exons. Gene Ontology annotation, biological process: poly(A)+ mRNA export from nucleus. NCBI's taxonomy places the organism in Eukaryota, Fungi, Ascomycota, Leotiomycetes, Helotiales, Amorphothecaceae. Gene Ontology annotation, cellular component: nucleus. The record is from RefSeq and is a predicted model, not a curated record. Bases 163 to 1548 code for a protein of 461 amino acids.